Molecule: messenger RNA, 291 nt
Organism: Effrenium voratum
Lineage: Eukaryota; Dinophyceae; Suessiales; Symbiodiniaceae
Source: the annotation of a GenBank genome assembly
AUGUGGCAUGUGCCUGAGGGCCGGCCGUAUCCUUACAUGGUCCACCACCUCAUGGAGCAGACCAAGGUGAUGAACGUGAAGCGGGUUUGCAAGGUGGGGGACUCUGUUCGGGAUAUCGAGGAGGGCCGCAAUGCGGGCUGCGGCUUGGUGGUGGGCGUGCUCAGCGGCGCGGACAGCUUCGCGGAGCUCAUGGCGGCGGGCGCCCACGUGGUCUGCGAGCGGGUGACGGACCUCCCCGUGCCCAAGCGCCAGCCGCUGCUCAACAACCAGCGGCUCCCCGACUUCAGCUGA